Messenger RNA from Pristis pectinata (smalltooth sawfish), 3292 nucleotides. RefSeq names its product thioredoxin-like 4B (gene txnl4b). The record is from RefSeq and is a predicted model, not a curated record. Gene Ontology annotation, biological process: mRNA splicing, via spliceosome. Bases 52 to 501 code for a protein of 149 amino acids. Lineage: Eukaryota; Metazoa; Chordata; Chondrichthyes; Rhinopristiformes; Pristidae. The transcript has 3 exons. Gene Ontology annotation, cellular component: U4/U6 x U5 tri-snRNP complex; spliceosomal complex; U5 snRNP.
ACUAUUUUAACUCCUCAUUGCAAUUCGUUUUCUCCUCUUAACACUGAGACGAUGAGCUUCUUCCUGCCAAAGUUACAAACUAAGAAAGAUGUUGAUCAUAUUAUAAAGACUGUGGCGGAGAGGGUGCUGGUUCUGCGAUUUGGCCGCGAUCAGGACCCGGUCUGUCUGCAACUCGAUGAAAUUCUUUCAAAGACUGCUCAUGAUCUGAGUAAAAUGGCAGCCAUUUACCUGGUGGAUGUUGACAGUGUGCCUAUAUAUACUCGCUACUUUGACAUCAGCUACAUUCCUUCCACGGUGUUCUUCUUCAAUGGCCAACAUAUGAAAGUGGAUUAUGGGUCUCCAGACCAUACAAAGUUUGUUGGGUGUUUCAAAACAAAGCAAGACUUCAUAGAUUUAAUUGAAGUAAUAUUCCGUGGAGCAAUGCGUGGAAAGCUAAUAGUACACAGCCCUAUUGAUCCAAGGAACAUCCCAAAGUAUGACCUCCUUUAUCAUGGCAUCUGAAUGCGCCAGCUGGCUGUUGUGCUUUACAAUUAUAUAAUGGCAAAAUCUUUCAAUUUCUAGUCAUUUUUAAAUCAGAUGUUCCCCAGACAUUGAGGAACUUUGAAAUUUUGGUUAAAUACUUAACUAGUUCAUACAAUUAAUCAACAAGAGACUUCUUGGAAGAGACAAGAAACAUUUUCCAGAGCUCCUGGUCCACUAUUGUUUGGAAUUUCACAAUCCCAGAACUCCAGAUCUCUGCUGAUUAGAAAAGCUGCUGCCAUAAGCUUGAUUCAAAGAUGACCUUUGGAGAAAUGAUUCACCUACUCUGGCUAUUUUGAAUUUGAUGAGAAUUUUCUUGUCAAGAACAUUUCUUCGAGAAAGAAAAACUACAGAUGUGAAACGAAAAUUCUGUAAAUAGUAUGUCAUGCAACAUCCGUGGAACGAUAAAUAGAAUGAAUCUUUCAGGUGGAUGACUGACAGUUCAUCAGAAUUGACUAGUUCUGAUACAAAAAGGCUGGUUAACAUUAAUUAGACAAUUUUAGAUAAGUCCAGAAGUGGUAAUGUUUCAUGUUGGAGACUAAGAUUUUGUUUCUUGAGCUUCAUUGAAACAGCUCAAAAGGCCAAAGACAGGUCAGAGUGGAAGUGGGACAGAGAAUUAAAAUGGCAGACAAUCAGAAGCUCAGAUCACCAGUAUGGUUUGAACUGAAGUGUUCUGUAAAGCAGCCACACUAUUAUAUUUGAUUCCUGCAAUUUACAGAAGAUCACAUUUUGAGCACUGAAUGCACUAUGUUAAAUUGGAAAGAGUACUAAUGAAUUUCUGCUUCACCAUGAAGGAGUGUUUGGGUCCUCUGGGUGGGGAAGGUGGUAAGAGGUAAAGAAGCAGGUGUUAUAUCCUGCAGUUGCUGCGAGAAGGGGGAGAGUUGGAAGUGGAAGAGCGAACCAGGAAGGCACAAAGGGAACAGUCCCUUUGGAAUGUUGAAAGCAGGGAGAGGGGAAGAGCAAUCUAGUGAUCGUAUUGUAUUCAAGGUGACAGAAGUUAGAGGAUUAUCUGUUAACUAUGGAGAUUGGGGGGUGGAAGGCUUGGGAGAAAACAGUUAAAGCAGAAGUGAAUGACGUGAAACAAGCACAUUUGAGGGACUCAGUUUCCUCUACUCUGUUUUCAUUCAUCUCUUUCCAUUUACAUCACCUCCAGACAGAUCAACUGCAAUUAAUAAGGCUUCACCACCCUCUCAGCCACCAUCAUCAGUUGUAUCAUUCAUUCUCUUUUGGUCGCUAUCAUAGACAUUCCCUUCGUUCCCUACACUGUUUCCUCUUUUCAACGUAAAAGAUGUUGGAUUUCUAACUUUUCCUAGUUCCAAUGAAAGGUCAUUGACUAGAAUACUUCUCUCUCCAGAUACAGCCUGGCUUGCUCAGUAAUUCCAGCAUUCUCUUUACUCAUUUUCCCAGUUCUAUAGUCCCUAUUUGUUACUCUUUUAAUCUAAAACAUAAACAUUACACAUAAACGUACUAUUGGGAAGAGAAGGAAAUGUUGUUUCUGUACUACUACACAUUUCCUGACCAAGCCAGUAAGCAGCUAACUUAAGUCUCUAGGCCCUACUAUUGAACUUGCAGGCAAAGUGAUUUUUUUUUAAAUAAAACUAAAUGUUCUCUUUUGAUGUGGAAGCACUUCCUUCUUGCAUAGGAAUCUCCUGCCAAUUCAAGCACAGGUCACAUGUAAAGAUGCACUGUGCCACCACACACCCUUGAUGAAUCCAGAUUUCUUCCUUCAUCCUAAUUUUCUGCAAAAGGUGACUCAAACUUGUACUAGAACCACAUAAGCAGUACACAAUUGUGAAAUAUUGGGAACAUGGUUAUUCUUCAAGUGUGAACCUACUGGUUUAGGAUGAUUUAAUCACAGGAGGCAUUGCAUUCUGUCUUGUGAACAGAAAGUCAGUACCUUCAUGCUGGACAUCAGUGUAAAGAAAAAAAAGCCCUCAUCAUGAGUUAGCUGUCAGCAUUUAACUUAAAAUUCACCCAGUGACAAGCACUGCUCUUUUUAGCUCUCAUUUGAAAAAGAAAACUGUUCUUUAUUAAUAAUGACUGUUCCUGUAAACAUAAUUUGAAGAAAAGUAAAUUCUGAAGUUACUAGAAAUCAAAUAAAAGCAUAAAAACAUGAAGGAAUACUGAGCAGGCCCAGUGGUGUCAGGCAAGAUAAAUCAUUUGGCAUUUCAGGAAACAAACUAUUCCUUGUGCUGAAAGUUACUACAGGGAAACAGCAUUUAAGAAGCAAUAGAAGUGAGAAUGGAGAAGACUUCCCUCCCCAACCCCCAUCAAGAAGUGCUGUGGAUCAAAUAAAUAGUACAGUGCAGAAUUGAAAUUCACCAUUGGCAUAAUAAGAAAAUAAAAAGGCUUCUUGUACUCUAUAGUGUGAAGAGCUAAAGAGGAUAAGUAAAAAGGAUAAGAAGGAUUAAGGUAAUUCUCAAACUGGAGUAUGCACCAGGAAUCUAAAAGAAGAAAAUGGUAGGUCAACAUUGGCACAGCUAGUAGAGCUGCUGCCUCACAGCUCCAGUGAGGCAGGUUCAAUCUUUGUUGCAUGCUCUCCCUGUCACCAAAUGGAUUCUUCCAGAUGCUCUAGUUUCCUCACAUCCCAAAGAUAUGCUGACUGGUAGGUUAAUGGCCACUGUAAAUUCCCACUAGUGUGUAGCUGAUUGGUAGAUUUGAUGGGAAUGUGUAGGAAUCAAAUAAAAGGUGAGUGUAAAUGGGUGCUUAGCAUGGAGCUAGGGAACUAAAAUCUGUUUGUGCUGUACAGACUAUCCAAUCAAAUAAUACCAGA